AUGGAGGAUGAAGCGUUGGCGACGGUGAAGAUGGAGGAGGCCAAGAUCGACGUCGGCAUCGCGCCGCACAGCGUCAAGAUGGAGCGGGACGCAAGCCGAACCUCGUCGCAUAACAAGAGCAACCAAGGAUCUCGCACUACCAGCAUGUCGCCGGUCGAGGACACAACCAACGGCGAGGACACUUCGACGCCAGGAGGCACACUGCGGCCGAAGCUAUCUCGCAAGACAUCGCAAAAACCCGUCAAGCGCGAAUCGCCCCUCUUCCACGACCUGCCCGAUGUCACCGAGCAAUCAUGCAACACAUUCCAGGUAAUACCAGACUGCUUGUAUGGAUCCAAACACAUGGGCUCGACCGACAAUGAUGCUCUCGAUUGCGAUUGUCGUUCUGAGUGGCACGAUGGAAAAAAUUUGUCCUGUGGCGAGGACUCGGAUUGCAUCAACAGAGCGACCAAGAUGGAGUGCGUCGCGGGCGCUGGAAAUUGCGGCGACGGCUGCCAGAACCAGAGAUUCCAGCGCAAGGAGUACGCCAAUGUUUCAGUCAUCAAAACCGAGAAGAAGGGCUUCGGCCUCCGCGCCGACGUCGACUUGCAAGCUAACGAUUUCAUCUUCGAGUACAUUGGCGAGGUCAUCAACGAACCGACUUUCCGACGGCGCAUGGUCCAAUACGAUGAUGAGGGCAUCAAGCACUUCUACUUCAUGUCGCUGACCAAGCACGAAUUUGUCGAUGCGACAAAGAAGGGCAACUUGGGACGCUUCUGCAACCACUCGUGCAAUCCGAAUUGCUACGUCGACAAAUGGGUCGUUGGGGAGAAGCUGCGCAUGGGCAUUUUCUCCUCACGCAGAAUCAAGGCCGGUGAGGAGCUGGUCUUCAACUACAAUGUUGACCGCUAUGGAGCCGACCCCCAGCCCUGCUACUGUGGCGAACCGAACUGCACCGGAUUCAUUGGUGGCAAGACCCAGACCGAGCGGGCGACUAAAUUGCCUCUUACCACUGUAGAGGCGCUGGGCAUCGACGACGGCGACAGCUGGGACAUUGCCGUCGCCAAGAAGCCGCGCAAGAAGAAGCCAGAUGAGGACGAUGAGGAGUACGUUAACAGCGUGCAGGCUAAGAGCCUCGACGAUGACGGUGCUCGGAAGGUCAUGGCGACCCUGAUGCAGUGCAAGGAGAAGUGGAUUGCGGUCAAGCUGUUGGAGCGCAUUCAGCAGUGUCGGGAUGAGCGGGUGAUCCACUCGGUGAUGCGCAUGCACGCCUACCAGAUCCUCAAGACCACGCUCAACACCUUUAUCGACGACCACAACGUCGUUCUCCAGGUUCUCGACAUCCUGGACAAAUUCCCUCGACUGACGCGAAACAAGAUCGAGGGCUCCAAGAUUGAGGCCACUAUUGAUGGACUCACCCACUCAGAGCACGAAGAGGUCAGCGCAAAGUCCAAGAGGCUGUUGGAUGAGUGGUCCAAACUGGAGCUUGGGUACCGCAUUGGUAAGCGGAAGUUUGACCCCAAUGCCUCUGCGACAAAUUCCUUUCAAGAGCGACGCAACAUGGACCGCGAAGAGGACCUCACUGCCAAGUCGACCCCUGAUCCCCUGCAGAAUAUAGAAAUACCCAAGGGUCCCCGAAGCAACAUUCCGCAGCGGAAUACACCCUUUUUCAACGGCCCCCCUCGCCAACGAAGACACCAGAACUUUAACAACAACAAUACCAACAACGGCGCUCUACCAGCCGGGUGGUUCACAGCGACAGAUCAGCGCGGCAACACCUACUUUUAUAGCAAGAAUGGGGCUACGACCUGGCAACGUCCCACGAAACCCGCAGAUGCGCACAAAUCGACGCCCAAGGCACUGCAAGAGCAGCAGUUGCUGAAGAACAUCAUCGACCAGGUCACCAAGGAACAGACCCCGAAACACUCGGCCUCGCAGACGCCUCAACGAGCAGAAACGCCCGUGCAGGAGACCAAGCAAGAAAAGUGGCGAUUCCUUAGUACCGACAAGCAGAUGAAGAUCUAUGAGAACACGCUUUUCCCCCACGUCAAGUACGUGAUCGACAAGUACAGACACAAACUUCCCAAGGACGAUCUCAAGCGAUUGGGCAAGGACGUCUGUAAGAAGCUCGUUUCGUCAGACUACAAAGGCAAACGCGUCCAGGAUCCGACAACACCACUCGAUCAGAAGCAAGCCAGGAAAGUCAAGACCUACGUAAAAGACUUCCUGGACAAGGCCAUCGUGAAGUUCAAGCAGUUUGAACAGGAGAAGGAGAAGGCGAGUCCUGCGGGUGGAGCAGACAAGCCGACAGAUGGCGCCACAACUAGCAACGGCCCUAGUGUGGAUACUGCCGAUGUCGCGACGCCUGCCGAUGUCGCGGAUGAAGUGAUGCUGUCAGACAUAGAGGACGCAGGCUUGAUGGGAAGUCCUGACCGCAAGCGCAAGCGUGGGGGAGAGGAGGCAGCAGAGUCCCUGAACCUGACUCCUUCUGAUGAACCCUCUGUGAAGCGCUUGCGAGAGGAUGAUGUGGAAGAUGGUCCAACGCCGCCACCCCCUCCACCCCCGCCUCCUGCUGACCUGGAAUCUACUGCUACACCUGAGGAGCCAAUGACAGAAGAGCAAAAAGCUCUCAGGGAGCAGGAGGAAGCUUUGAUGAGAGAGAACGAGGAGUCCGAGCGGCUUGAGGAGGAGGCUGAACUCACCAAAACUAAGGAUGUUGAAAGCGCGCCCCAGGGAAAGAAUGACGCAACCCUCAACGGCCAUUCCCAGUUUAACGAGAGAACGGUUACGACUGGCGGUGAAGAUGCUGCUGAUGAGUCGACAUUUCCUAUUACAAGCAACAAGACGACUCAGCAGCAAGAGGUCCUUGGACACUAG
Molecule: messenger RNA, 2856 nt
Organism: Colletotrichum higginsianum IMI 349063
Lineage: Eukaryota; Fungi; Ascomycota; Sordariomycetes; Glomerellales; Glomerellaceae
Product: SET domain-containing protein
Exons: 3
Coding region: 1-2856 (951 amino acids)
Biological process (GO): regulation of DNA-templated transcription
Cellular component (GO): chromatin; nucleus; chromosome
Molecular function (GO): protein binding; histone H3K36 methyltransferase activity
Source: RefSeq, a predicted model, not a curated record